Melampsora larici-populina 98AG31 is the source of this 189-nucleotide messenger RNA. RefSeq lists its product as uncharacterized. The coding region runs from base 1 to 189 and encodes 62 amino acids. The transcript is spliced from 4 exons. Lineage: Eukaryota; Fungi; Basidiomycota; Pucciniomycetes; Pucciniales; Melampsoraceae. The record is from RefSeq and is a predicted model, not a curated record.
AUGCCAACCAGACUACAACAUUUAGCUAAGCACAGAACACACAUUGAAAAAUUUGACUCCAAUAAUGAGUCCAAUCCACUCAACAUCAGGGGAAAAGCAUAUGUGGUGUUGAACCAAGGUUUUUUAACCCAAGCACAUGUGGAUUUGAGUGCUACAUUCAGUCCAAUUGUGACCCCUCAAGAUGAGUGA